Messenger RNA from Drosophila grimshawi, 1060 nucleotides. Its product is annotated as thioredoxin, mitochondrial. Gene Ontology annotation, molecular function: oxidoreductase activity, acting on a sulfur group of donors, disulfide as acceptor. The record is from RefSeq and is a predicted model, not a curated record. Bases 191 to 676 code for a protein of 161 amino acids. Gene Ontology annotation, cellular component: cytoplasm. NCBI's taxonomy places the organism in Eukaryota, Metazoa, Arthropoda, Insecta, Diptera, Drosophilidae. The transcript has 2 exons.
AAACGUAAAGAGAUGCCACCCCGGUGAGCAGCGCUCACCCCAAUAACGCAAACAGUAAGUGAACAGUAUUUGGACAUUUAUUUAUCUUAUCGCGGCGUCUUCAACUCGACCGACUGCGUCCGGCUUACAAAUCCGCUUACACGCUCCACUCGACUAGGAUUCACUGUGCACUCUUGUGCCACGUUGUAAAAUGCUGAAAAUUGCAGCGGAGGGCAUUGUGCCACGCCUGGCGGCCUGUUGCCUUAUUAACAGCAGCGCCCACAGCAGCUGCCAUCGAAUGGCGCCACAGGCGGCCAAAGCAACACAGAAAUGCCUCUCACAAUCCCAGAUGCACUACAAGAUGCUCGCCAUCAAGGAUCACUACGAAUUUGAUCAGAAGGUCAUUAACAGCGAUAAUCCGGUGAUUGUAAAUUUCCAUGCGGAAUGGUGCGAUCCCUGCAAAAUACUCACGCCGAAGAUGCUUGAACUCUUGGAGAACUCGAAUGAGAUCGAUUUGGCCAUUAUCGAUGUGGAGGCCAAUUUGGAUCUGGUCGAAACGUUUGAGGUGAAGGCCGUGCCCGCUGUGCUCGCCUUUCGCAACGGUGUCGUCGUGGACAAGUUCAUCGGUCUGGUGGAUGCAAACAGCAUAGAGACGCUCAUCGAUAAACUGAAGCGGAAGCAGCAACAGCAUCAGUAGCUGCCCUUAGCUUGCCACAACUGAAGCACAACUUGCACAAGUGUCUUAAAUAUUGAAUAUAUUUAGUACAUCAGCAUGUGGAUAUUAUUAAUAUGUAUUUGUAUUUGCGGCCUUAAGAAUUUAAUUGGUGCGCGACGCACAACGCUCGACGCGACGAGUGCGUAAACAACAAUUUAGUAAUUAUGAUUAAAGUAAUGAUGAUAAUAGAUUGAACAAAAACCAUGUCGAAGUUAGACAUUAAGCAACGCUCAAUAAAAAUAAAUGUGUGUUUGUUGCGGCUCUGCUGACUGAGAAUGACACAUUCACUUGUCAAUCGUCGUCAAUCAGUCAGUCAGUCAGUCAAGCAGCGCAAGAAACAUUCAUCUAAUUUCUGAUUAAUAUGAA